Molecule: messenger RNA, 2719 nt
Organism: Amphibalanus amphitrite
Lineage: Eukaryota; Metazoa; Arthropoda; Thecostraca; Balanomorpha; Balanidae
Exons: 6
Coding region: 210-2018 (602 amino acids)
Molecular function (GO): zinc ion binding; nucleic acid binding
Source: RefSeq, a predicted model, not a curated record
GGGAUUGGCUGUGCCGUGCCGGCCAGCUGGGCUAGAUAGCCUGAGGCGCGGAUGGCGUGACCUGGCGGCCGGCGGCCGGCGGCCGCGCGGCUGGGUGUGUCAGUCUGUGCCUGGUGCCCACACGGGCGGGUGUCGUGACGACAAUACAGUGCCGCUUGGACCUCUCAGUAUUUAACAGUGGCGACGAGGUCCGAAGAACUGCGGGAAGUAUGGUGAAUGACGGAGAAGUGCAGGAGACUCGGCAGCCUGCAGUUAAGUUGGAAGAGGACAACGGGAAUCGGCGGCAACCAACGGUAGGAAUGGGGGCCUGGACGGGUAUCGGAGAGUUUCAUGAGCAAGAUGGUGAGACAUGGGCAGAUUACAUCGAACGUUUCGAGUUUGCUUGCAUUGGACAAGGUGUUGAGAUGGAUGAUGUAACUAAGAGGGCCCGUUUGCUUUCCGGACUUGGACAAGAGGGAUUUAGGAAAGUCAAAACAAUAUUGGCACCUUGCCAGCUCUCAGAUGUGUCAUUUGAGGACAUCAAACGAAUUGUGCAGAAUCACAUGGACCCCAAGCCAUCAGUUAUCGUCAGUCGUUUUCAAUUUCAUAAGAAGGUCCAAGGAGCCGAGCAAGGAAUCAAGGAAUUUGUUGCUGAGCUGAGAGUUAUGGCUGGUCGUUGUGACUUUGGAAACACGAUGGAUCUGAUGCUGCGAGAUAGAUUUGUGUGUGGCUUAUAUGACCAGGUGUUGCAGAAGCGGUUGCUGUCUGAAGAAGAUUCGCUGACGUUCGAAAGGGCACAGAAGAUCGCGCUGGCUGUGGAGACGGCCGCCAAAGGAUCUCGCCAGCUGACGACGGAGCAGCCAUCUCGCGACAGUCGCGAGGUCAACAGAGUCGAGGCCAGGAGCUUCAAUCCUCCUCCGCCGCCUGCUGGACGUAAACAGAGACCGACUCCACCGCCGCCCAACCGGUAUGUAAAGAGAGACUGCUACCGGUGUGGUGGAAGUCACUCUCCGCAGAUGUGCCGGUUUAAAGGCUAUAGGUGUCACUCUUGUGGAGCCUUGGGCCAUUUGAGCCGGUGUUGUAGGCAAAAUGAGCAGGACAAACAGCCAGCUACUCGUACAAAUCGUGUCGGUGAGGAUGGAACUGAUGAGCCUGCUCAAGUUGAUGAUGAAAGCGAGGUCUGUAGUGUCUACACGGUAGGUCGUCAAAAGUCGCCCCCAAUCACAGCCGAAGUGAUGGUGUGUGGUGUGCCCGUGACAUUUGAAGUCGAUACAGGAGCUGCUUCAACCCUGAUGAACAAAGAGACGUUCGAAGCGGUCAGGACGGUUGGCGGAGACAUCGGCCUGGAGUUGCAGCACAGCGAAGCUCACCUGAGGACGUAUACCGGUGAGCGAAUUCCUGUAGAGGGUGAGUUCAGCGCCGUCAUACGCUACGACGGUCAGCAUUUGGAGCUGCCGGCCUUGGUGGUGGACACCACCGGACCGAACCUGCUCGGCCGAGAUUGGCUGAGAGUCUUGAAGCUCAACUGGCAAGACAUCAAGCAGGAAGCAGGUGGAGGAACAGCUGGAGGCAGAAGUGGAAGCUGGUAUCCUGGAGCCAGUUCGAACAUCCGAGUGGGCAUGUCAGAUUGUGCCCAUUGUGAAGCCGGACGGUACCGUCGUCUGGCGUUCGGAGUCUCGUCAGCUGUGGGAAUUUUCCAGCGCGAGAUGGAGAGGCUGCUGGCGGGAGUCCCCGGAGCCUUCAUAUAUCUGGAUGACAUCUUGCUGUGUGGACACGACGAAGACGAGCUUCUGCAGCGGCUGGAACGUGUUCUGCGGCUCUUCCAGGAGGCAGGACUCAAGCAUCAUCACCGAGUGCGUUCGGAGGAGGGAGACGUGCUGCUCAUCAAUCAUCUGGAGGAGACUGGCAUCCUCAGUCCGGACAGGAAGUCAUCGACAAAUGGCUGUUCCUGUACAGAGUCACGCCGCACGCCACCACCGGAGAGACGCCUGGCCAACUUCUUCUGGGGUACAAGCCCAUCACAAGGUUGGACAAGCUGAAACCAGACAUUGAAGGACGUGACUGCACCGGAGCCGGAGGUGACUGCACCGGAGCCGGAGAUGGCUGCGGAUCGGCGGACGGUGGACCUCGCUCUGAUGCCGGCGCCGCUUCAGCAGCCGCUGAAUCCUGCUGCUGCCGACGGCGACGGCGAGUGCUCGCCAUCUCGGCAAACGAGCCUCCGGUGUGCCGCACCGUCUGCGGCCGGGGCGUCCGAGUGUUCCGCUGACGAGUCGGCUGGCGAUGCUGCACUGGCCGCCUCUGCCGGGCGGCGCUCACCGGCGGCCGCUGUGGGACGGCCAUCGACUGGUGAUGCGGGCGAGUGUGUAUCGACUGGCAGUGAUACGUUGGAGCAUGCACCGCGUCAAGCUCCUGAGAAUCCUGAACAAUCGCGGCGCUAUCCUGUGCGAGAGCGGCGACCGGUUCAACUAUAUCCUGCGUAGGGUGUUUCCGGGUGUCCAUUGUGUUGUUUAUGUUUGGUAGUCUCAAUUUAGUUGGCCAUUUUUGUUGAUAGUGGAAAUUUGGGGUGGAGGUGUGGUGGCUGGGAUUGGCUGUGCCGUGCCGGCCAGCUGGGCUAGAUAGCCUGAGGCGCGGAUGGCGUGACCUGGCGGCCGGCGGCCGGCGGCCGCGCGGCUGGGUGUGUCAGUCUGUGCCUGGUGCCCACACGGGCGGGUGUCGUGACGACAAUACAGUGCCGCUUGGA